Striga asiatica is the source of this 1092-nucleotide messenger RNA. The record is from the annotation of a GenBank genome assembly. NCBI's taxonomy places the organism in Eukaryota, Viridiplantae, Streptophyta, Magnoliopsida, Lamiales, Orobanchaceae.
AUGCUCUCAUCCGCGCCAAGCCGCACGUCGCCUAGAAACCUCCCAGCGACGCUUGCUUCUGGUUCGUGCAGCCAGUGUCGCGACCUCCUAAUGGUGCCUCUACCUUAUCACGAGACGCCCAGGCCCGAGUUCCUCGCGCGCCGCAACCUGCCAUCUCCCAGUUAAGAGCCAUCACCUGAUAUGGUUUCAGUGGAUCAUAGUUCAAAUUAUCCUCCUCCGAGUCAUUUGCCGGAUAAUGAAUCUCUUGAUGAAUUUAAUGAAGUGAGAAAGGGGACUCGAGCUAGAAGGGCACCAGUAUGGAUGAAGGAUUAUGUAGCCACCACCUUGAGCAACGUGUCACCAUAUAAUUGGUCGUUGUGUGAACACGUUAUAUGUGUGGUUCUCGUGUUGUCGUCUUCAGAUUUUCUGUACGAGCUUGAAGCUCUGAACAUUUUUAUGGUGAUUUACUUCUGGAAAUUUGUUGAUCGCGCGCGGCCCUCCUCGAUAUCGCCCCACCUUUCACCCCCGUCCACUCAUGCCGUCGCCGAGCGACAUUCCACGAGCCUCCGCCACCCUUCGACGACGUUUAUCGCUCGAUCAUGCCUUCCGUAUAAGCAGCGCUGCCGCAGGCAACACACUCACAGCAAACUGUUGUCGUACCACGCCUUGAUCCCUCGAGAAGCAGCCUGCGAUUACCAGCCGCUCGUCGUCUCCGUUCGCUCACGCCACCGUCGACAGAUAGACCGUUCGAACCGUCGUCGACGGUACCUGUACCUCGGCAAGCAGCACUCCCAUACGCCUCGUGCGGGUUCGCUCAGCUGGCCGUCGAUCUUGCCGUCCACGCACCCUGCCUGGACAUAUCUGCCACCGUCGGACCACAACCACGACAAAGCACUUGAAAAAGCUCUUCUCCAAAGAAACUUGGAGAAGAAACUCAUACUCCCGACCACACCAUUUGCGGUCGAGCCACUCUUCAAGGUUGUGCCUGAAGGAGGUCCCACUAUACAGGCCGUCCAUGUCGACCAAACUGCAGCUACCUCUGAGCCCAACACCAGUGAAACAACUCCUGAUGUUACUCCUAUUCUCGAGCAAUCUGCUGAGGGAGCAACUUAA